Lottia gigantea (owl limpet) is the source of this 3207-nucleotide messenger RNA. RefSeq lists its product as hypothetical. Gene Ontology annotation, molecular function: endo-1,3(4)-beta-glucanase activity. The coding region runs from base 9 to 3173 and encodes 1054 amino acids. Lineage: Eukaryota; Metazoa; Mollusca; Gastropoda; Lottiidae. The transcript is spliced from 16 exons. The record is from RefSeq and is a predicted model, not a curated record.
UUUGUGGCAUGGCGGUCACAAUGAAAACCAGAUCCAUGAUUUAUAAAUAUUUUUUUUUUUUUGUAAUUUGCUGGGUGAAUGUUGAAGCUGCACUCCCACAUCUGAAUGAUUGUGUCCACCUGGAUGAACAUCCGUUAGACUCGACAGACCCAAUCUCUAUAUUCGGUGCUAACAAUGAGAUAUCCGGACAUGCUAAACCAGUACGAGUUGGCAAUCUUCGUCAAUCCAGACCACUACCUACAGGCCAUUUUGUUACCAACCAGAUAAAGGGGACUCCCGUUCCAAUGCGACUCUUUCCAUUUGAAGCUAAUAUGGACAAAGGUGGAGUUACCUACGAUGCCUAUACAAUGGACAGGUGGAAUGAUCCAAAACGAACUGAUUUCAUGGAGCAGCAGUCUGCAUGGAAAGCUGGAGAACCAUGGAACAGAUUGGACUCAUUGGGAACAAACAUGAAACAAAUGGUAGCUGGACCGGAUGGAAAUCCUCUUGGCGUUUUCACAGGAAAAUCUGGUGUUAGGAUUGGUAUUACUGGCUCCGGAGAGCCAACAUUAACGGAUUUUGGUGACUUGUAUGCAAAUUUCAUGUUUCAUGGUAGCACAGGCACAAUGGAGGUGCCAGUUGUAAGAGGAGCUCCCUUGCCAACACACAUCAUCAAGAACGCUAAUCCGGUAGUCAAACCAUAUUGUUUGAGCUCCAUAAAUGGACAAAAGGUCAAUUUUGAUUGCCCCGGAGAGCCAUCAGCGGCUGAUGGUGGUAGCGGGUUUCUGUCAGGAGAAUGUCAUAGUGACAAUCUUCAUAUCACCCUGCAUAACACUAGACCCAUACCAGAUGUUACUAAGGUUCAGUGGGCAGCCCGAUCUGAACCUACGUGGUCGCAACGUGGAAUGACAACCUGUGAUUCCAACCAUUGUCACCUCUCGUCCGAUCGUAAAACUGUUUCUAUCACAAUACCACAUGCUUCAGGUAGCAUGGCGUUUGCUCUGAACUACAUUGGUCAUUAUGUAAUACCUUGGGCGUGGGGUGAUCACCCACAAAUAGCUCAGUGUGGGGGGAGUGGUAAGAGAUCAGAUAUAGAGAAGCGUAGUCCAGAAGAGAUUAGUCUGAAUGCAAAAUGUGAUCAUCAGCGAAAUCUAGAAAUCAGGGUUGAUGUCGGAGGCAAUAAUAUACCUGGAAUCAAUAAGAUCCAGUAUGCAGUAGAAACAACCAGUAACUGGAAGAGUAUGCCAGCAAUGCAUCAAUGUACCAAUUCUGCCUGUACUCGACAUGGAUCCGAAAUAACAAUCAAGACGAAAGUUAGUUCAGAUGUUGUUAGAGUUGCAAUUAACGUAAUUGGUUUCACAACCUUACCCAGAUCUCGUUGGUUUGAGGAUGCUUAUACAGUUCAUUGUGGUGGAGCUUCUGUUAACAGUGGGAAGACAGGAAACACGCAUAAUACCCACACACAGAGUCCACACUCUGGUUCAACACACAAACCUAAUAUUGUACACAACCUGGCAGCUAGUAAGAAAUUUGUGAUGGAGCUGAACGAACCAGGAACAGACCUUCCCCACCAGACUAGGAAGUUCGUCUUAUACUUUUCGGAAAGUGUUCAAGGAUCUGUGGAUCAAUCCAAUGGGAUAAUCACCUUUUCUCACUCCGGGAAACCUUACAGUGGAUUAGUACAACUAGGAUAUUUAGGGGCUGGUCCACGAGGAGAUAAGUCCCAUUAUGACUUUCUGGAUGCCCAUGCUGGCAUCUAUUCUUACAAACCCUACGUCUCGUUCUGUGUCAGUGAAUCGAGGAAUAAAGGCUAUAUGAGUUUCGACUGGAAUGCUAAAGACAGUUCAGGACGAGAGGCAAUGAACAAGAAGCUACUAAUGGUUGCAAUGCCACAUCACGUACUGCUAUUACAGAAGCAUCACGCUAAGGAAUUAAAAAACACCAUGUACGGGUUUAAAGGUUUUGAAGGAAACGACUGGUCUAUGGAACUCGAUCUACAACCAGCUUCUAUGGAACCUGAUUCUGGUGCUAUAAAUAGAAUAAAACACAGUUCACACGAUUUAAAGGAUAUAAAGGAUGCUAUUGCUAGAGAUGCAGCCAAUGUGAACCUAAACGCUGUGUGUCCACAUUCUGAUAGUUAUAAUGUUGGUAAAGCUUUAGGUUUGGUAUCUCGUUUGGCCAGUAUUUCCAGGGCGUUUGGAACCAACCAUUUCCACCAACUUGACUCUUCUCUCAAAUCAUGUUUAGAGAAAUGGCUUAGAAUUCAUGAUACACUUGAAAAUAAAUGGAAGUUCCACUAUGAUAACGUAUGGGGAGGAUUGUUUCUCCGGGCGACUGAUGGUGAUCUAGGUUACGGUACAGAUUAUGGUUUUCCUUAUUAUAACGAUCACCAUUUCCAUCUUGGAUAUUUUCUUUAUGCUAUCAGUUAUUAUGUUAAACACUACAAAUCUUGGGGACUUGCAAACAAAGCUAGGAUUUAUUCUCUGGCUCGAGAUGUUGGUAACCCGUCCAAUAAAGACAAGAGAUUCCCUGUAGCCCGACAUAAAGAUAUCUACACUGGCUUCUCCUGGGCAACUGGCAUUGUUCCUAAUGAUAGACAAGAGGAAUCUGCCUCUGAGAGCAUAAAUUGCUACCAUGGACUGGCGUCAUUAGGGGAGGCUUUUGGUGACAAAAAUAUGAAGCAUACAGGUCAGAUCCUUCUGGCAACAGAGAUACUGUCUGUUCGGGAGUAUUGGCAAGUGCGUCAACAUAAUCGACAACAUUUUCCCCCAAUACUACAACAGUUUGGUGUGGUUGGUCAGAUUGCUGAGAAUGCCUGGUAUGUUUACACUCUAGAUUGGGCCUGUGAUCCCAACAAGUUCCCAAUGAGACAUGGUUGUUUGGUGGGAAUUCAAGUCAUACCUAUCACUGCUGUAUCUAAAUAUUGGGUGGAUCAGGAAUGGGCUAAAAGCAUUAAGCAGACAUGUGACUGGGCGAUCAAUCCAAGUUCAGCUCCCAAAUAUAAACAGACUGAUCCCAGUGACAUGAAACAACUGGCAGUGGGAUGGAAAGCAUUCUGUUAUGCAGCUGUUGCUCCUUUGGACUCAAAUCACAGACAAAAGGCAGUAGAGUAUCUACGGGAUAAAAAACCACAAGAUUUGGUUGGAGGGACUGGAUCAGCUAGUACUUUGCUGUUCAUACUCGGCUCCACAUAACAUAUUUAAAUUAUUAAUAAAUUAGGGAAAAAGC